UAUUAUUCCAGCGCAACAGUUUUACAUAGUUUCAUACAUAGGAUUCUCCUACAAAACCUUCAAAGUGAUUCUGCAAAUGGAGACAGUAAGAUCAAAAAGAGCAACUUAUCAAGAUUGAGCUGGAGCAACCCAAGCCUUCUCGGAACAAAAAUGCCCAAGACUAAGCAAAACGAAAGUAAAGUAAACAAACAAACAAUAAUUUACAGAGAUCUUAAAUUUUCCAAAUCUCAACAGACACAAAGAAUAUCCAAGAGAGAUGAGAGUAUUGUCAUAUCAAAUGCAGAGCAGGUAAACUACGUGGAACUGAAAUUUCACAAAACAUCUGACCCCCACCACAGAAAAUGCCUUGUUAGAAAUCAAAGAAAAGAGCCCGGAUCUGCAGUAUGGCCAGUGAUGACUGGCAUCCUGGGGGUCCUGUGUUUAGUCUUGAUUACAGCUGUGGGUGUCUUGUUUGCAAACUUAUUUUCUAGUAAAGAAGAGCAAAACAGAGAAAUCUCACUUAUUCCUACCACACCUUCUACAAAGGAUGACUGUUCCUGUGACCUUUCUUCAAACCACUGGAUUGGGUUUGGAAACAGUUUCUAUCAUUUUUUCAAUAAGUCUAAAACAUGGCCAGAAAGCCAGGCUGCCUGUGUGGAGCUGAAUUCCCAUCUUCUGAAGAUAGACAACAAGGAAGAGCAGGAAAUAUUAUCAGUGUUGGAAAUGGAAGGAUGGAUAGGUCUCAGAAUGAAUGAAACAAAUGGGUACUGGUUCUGGGAAGAUGGCAUCGAAAUGCCCCAAAGACAAUUAACGCUUCAGAAGGGGAAGAACCAUCCUUGUGCAUAUAUGAGAGGAAAUUAUAUUAUUAAUGAUGAUUGCUCCUCUAGAAAAAGUUAUAUAUUCACAGUUCUGGAGACCAGAAGUUCAGAAUUUGUUAUCACUGUGCUGAAAUCAGAGUGA
Messenger RNA from Lepus europaeus (European hare), 939 nucleotides. RefSeq names its product killer cell lectin-like receptor subfamily I member 1. Gene Ontology annotation, biological process: stimulatory C-type lectin receptor signaling pathway; positive regulation of natural killer cell mediated cytotoxicity. The coding region runs from base 151 to 939 and encodes 262 amino acids. The record is from RefSeq and is a predicted model, not a curated record. NCBI's taxonomy places the organism in Eukaryota, Metazoa, Chordata, Mammalia, Lagomorpha, Leporidae. The transcript is spliced from 8 exons.